UCAAACAUAACAUACCCGCCCGUUUUCCCCAGAACGAGGAGUUAGGGGAAAUGAAGUUGUCUGACAACAGUUAGCCAGCAGAAAUACUUUUUAGGUCACGAGAAAAUAAUUUUGCACGAUAGUGAUGAAGGUCGUUAAUAGGUGUGGUGUAUAGGUUUAGUAUAAGUCUUACACUUCCCACAGGAUAUUUUCAAAACAUUUCGCAGUCACCUUCUGAGCUUGACUCAACUCAUCACCUUCUCAUCAUGCCUUUCCCCUUCGGGAAGUCUCAGAAGAGCCCAGCAGAGAUUGUGAAGAGUCUGAAGGAGAACGUGGCUUACUUGGAAAAGCUGGAUGCGGCAGAAAGCAAAAAAUGUGAAAAGGUUGCAGAAGAGGUGUCUAAGAACCUGUCAUCGCUGAAAGAGGUGCUGUGUGGUACAGGAGACAAGGAGCCCCAAACGGAGGCUGUGGCCCAACUGGCCCAGGAGCUGUACAACACCAACCUCCUUAUUGCUCUCAUUGCAAACCUGCAGAGGAUUGAUUUUGAGGGAAAGAAGGAUGUGGUCCAGCUGUUCAGCAACAUUGUACGGCGUCAGAUUGGCACCCGUACGCCCACGGUUGAGUAUAUCUCCUCACACCCACAGAUCCUCUUCAUGCUGCUGAAAGGGUACGAGAGUGCGGAGGUGGCUCUGAACUGUGGGAUGAUGCUAAGGGAGUGCCUGCGUCAUGAGCCCCUGGCACGCAGCGUUCUCUUCUCGGAGGACUUCUACUGCUUCUUCCGCUAUGUAGAGCUCUCCACCUUCGACAUCGCCUCAGACGCUUUCGCUUCAUUCAAGGAUCUUCUCACGAGACAUAAGAUUAUGUGCGCAGAUUUUCUGGAGACCAAUUAUGACAGGGUGUUUACAGAAUAUGAGAAGCUCCUGCAUUCUGAGAAUUAUGUCACCAAACGGCAGUCCCUGAAGCUUCUGGGAGAGCUUCUUCUGGACAGACAUAACUUCACUGUGAUGACCAAGUACAUCAGUCGUGCCGAGAACUUGAAGCUGAUGAUGAACAUGCUGCGAGACAACAGCCGCAACAUCCAGUUUGAGGCCUUCCAUGUCUUCAAGGUGUUUGUGGCCAACCCCAACAAGACUCAGCCUGUGCUGGACAUCCUGCUGAAGAACCAGACCAAGCUGGUGGACUUCCUGAGCCACUUCCAGACAGAUCGCUCCGAGGACGAGCAGUUCUGCGACGAGAAGAACUACCUAAUCAAGCAGAUCCGCGACCUGAAGAGGCCCCCGCCACCAGAGGAGGCAUGAGGGGACAGGCAGGGGGACGCCAGUUCAGAGGGCGAGAGUGAGAAUGAUGGUGAGAGCGAGAGAGGCAUGCUUGACUAGAAUCCAUUACUCUUCCCUUCUCUUAACUUCAAACAUAGGCAAAAUAUAUUGUACAAACUCCCUCCUCAUCCCUUUUUAAGUUUCUAAUGCUCAUGUGGGAACGGAGGUGAUUUUUAAGGCGCACCCAACAAGUGACCCAAGAACAGUUAUUUAAACCAUAGAGCAAUUUCAGCCAAUUGGUAUGAAUCAAUGCACUUAGUCAGAUGAUGUUAUAUUGGACCUUAAACACACCAUUAUUCUCUUUUAAUAAGCACAGUAGCACACCUGAGCAAUCCCUGGGAAAUUAGAAUACAUGGUCAACAUAAAACAGAAUACACUCUCCGACAACAGGCAAAGACUCCCCAAACCUUACAGGAAAUGUAAAAUGGAUUUGCAAGCUUUUAAAGACCGAUGUCCUAUAUGAUAUUUUAGGAACUAGAAUUUUUAAAUAAAUAUAUUAUUUUGCUGGGGUAGUUAACAUUUAUUUUGUAACUGUCUUGAUUCUGACACCACACUUAACUAAUUCCAUAAUAUCUUGGUUUAUUGCUUUAUUUAAGAGCUCUUUCGUUGAUCCGGGACUUUUACUAUAUGGAUGACCUUAGUGGUAUUAUUCUUUGCUUGGGAUAGACACUUUGAUCGAAGUAGGUAAUUGUAAUCUUUAGUUGCGUCAGUUGUCCUAAUAGGAUCCAUCAGAGAUUACAGUAACAAAAAAUAUGAAAACAUGAAUCAAUGAGAUUUGUGAGGUAUGGGCCAGGCUAGUGGACUAAAAUAGACAGUGUCAGAUAACGCUGCAGGGUGACUGUAGGCAGCCAUCCAUUCUUUACUCUGAUUGAUCCCAAUGCUAGCGCUCUCUUUUUCUCCGCCCGGAUGCUCGCUAGUUUUCAUAUGCAGUUAGGAACUGGUGUAAGAUAGGAAGGUGUUUUUUCUUUUAGAAAUGAUCACUUAAUAAUAAUAAUAUUGCUUUGCAGACAUCUGAUAAGAUGUAUCCUCCCAACAAUGUUACUAACACAUAGUAUCUUAUCGGACAAGAAUAAUACAACACAAAAGUAACACUAUAAUGUUUCAGAGCAGCAGAAUCUGCCAGAGUUCUGAUACUCCUAAAAUGCUAGUAAGCAUGGGCUUCCAUGAGCUGCAUGUUGUAUUUCAGGCCUCACUCUCACGCAGUCAGACACACUGGUCAGGAAGCCAUUGCAGAGGCCUUUAAACACAUUACAUGAUCCACAUAAUGACCUGCAUUGUCAAACUUGAAUGAGCCAAUUGGGAUGAUUUAUGUUGAAUCCAAUGCACCUAAUUGGUCACAUUCUCUCAAUGGGGGUUUGACUCAUGGUUAGGACCUAUCAAUACCUCUAUCAAUAAUUACAUUGUAUGUUGUCCAGAUGAACAAAAAAAUAGGAUUAUCAUGAAAUAACAUAAUGUUUGCCUUACCUGGUGUCACUUAAAUUGCAUAAUAACAGAUUACAGAAAUAUAUGGUGUCUGUUUGCACAAUUCUAGUAUAUACCUCAUGGGGUUUUGAGUUCAUAAGUGCUGUGUUCUCUAUUUUCCUUGACAAUAUAUUUUAUUUGAUAUUUUGGAUAAACAGCAGUGGUUUGUAUUAUGAAUGCUAAAUAAAUCAAUGUUUUUGUUUUGAAUUUAAGCAGGGAGUGGGACCUGGUUUUCUCUUAGGGGAAAGACUUUUCAACUAAAUGUAUUUGUUGGGUGCCUCAUGUCAAUUCAUAAUGAAUUACAGGAUUGGCCCCACAAAAGUAUGAAUGUUUCCUUACUUUCAGAAUUUUUAUUUGAUUGUGAAGACCAUCUAUGUGGAUGUAUAGACCUCUCAAUUUUCUUAACCAAAGGUAAUUUGAGGGAGAAAAUAAUGCAAGUCCCAAACAACGCCAACUUCACUGGCCCAGAUCAAAUUAAUUUUACUUAGUAAAUGAUUAACUGCAAAUGUGAUUUCAUGAAUCUAGAUAAACCUUGAAUAUACUUCUGGACUAGAGAUGGUAUUCCAGGACUUUUUUCCCAAAAGUGCAAUUUAAUGCAGCAGUACUAUAGGCUUAAUCUGGGUCACUAUAAUCAGCCCACAUACUAUUAGUUAUUGGAAUUCCAGAUCACCUGUUUUGUGGUACACUAAGCAUUAAACAAAGUGUUUGAUCUCAACUUUAAACUGAAUAAUUUCUUAGAGGAAAUCAAAUAUAAAGCAAAAUGUUUCAGAUCAUUUUAAGACCUCUGGUUACUUGGCUAGUAUAAUAACUCAAUGGCAAUAUUAUAACAUUCUCAAGAUUUCUCAAGGCUAAAUAAUUGUUGGGUGAUUCAGAAUUUUGCAUUUGAACUGUAAAAUGUUUGCUUUACUUUCACUCUGUUGCCUUCCUAUUUUCCCAUAGGCUUUGUAUCUGAUUAUUUUCUUUAUUUACUGUGGGAGAAGAUUAAAUGUGUACAUAGCUUUAUUUUAAAAGGUGAAAUUGUGGAAACAUAUAUAAAAUUUUAAGACACCA
Messenger RNA from Coregonus clupeaformis (lake whitefish), 3806 nucleotides. RefSeq names its product calcium-binding protein 39. The coding region runs from base 246 to 1277 and encodes 343 amino acids. Gene Ontology annotation, molecular function: protein serine/threonine kinase activator activity. NCBI's taxonomy places the organism in Eukaryota, Metazoa, Chordata, Actinopteri, Salmoniformes, Salmonidae. The transcript has 8 exons. Gene Ontology annotation, biological process: intracellular signal transduction. The record is from RefSeq and is a predicted model, not a curated record.